CGGCGGCGGCGGCGGCGGCGGCAGUAUCGGCGGCGGCGGCGGCGGCAGCAGCACAGCCACCCGCACACUCGCCUGCCUGCCGCAGCUCGGCCGCGUCCCGGAGCCGUCGGGCAUGGAGCCGUGGAAGCAGUGCGCGCAGUGGCUCAUCCACUGCAAGGUGCUGCCCACCAACCACCGGGUGACCUGGGACUCGGCGCAGGUGUUUGACCUGGCGCAGACCCUCCGCGAUGGAGUCCUGCUCUGCCAGCUGCUCAACAACCUCCGGGCGCGCUCCAUCAACCUGAAGGAGAUCAACCUGAGGCCGCAGAUGUCCCAGUUUCUCUGUUUGAAGAACAUAAGGACAUUCCUCACGGCCUGUUGUGAGACAUUUGGAAUGAGAAAGAGUGAACUCUUCGAGGCGUUUGACCUGUUUGAUGUUCGUGACUUUGGAAAGGUUAUAGAAACAUUAUCACGGCUUUCUCGCACACCUAUAGCGUUGGCCACAGGAAUCAGGCCCUUUCCGACAGAAGAAAGCGUUGAUGAUGAAGACAUCUACAAAGGCCUUCCUGACUUAAUAGAUGAGACCCACGUGGAAGAUGAAGAAGAUCUGUAUGACUGUGUUUAUGGGGAAGACGAAGGUGGAGAAGUCUACGAGGACUUAAUGAAAGCGGAGGAGGCACAUCAACCCAAAUGUCCAGAAAAUGAUAUACGAAGUUGCUGCCUAGCAGAAAUUAAACAAACGGAAGAAAAAUAUACAGAAACAUUGGAGUCAAUAGAAAAAUAUUUCAUGGCACCACUAAAAAGAUUUCUGACAGCAGCAGAAUUUGAUUCAGUAUUCAUCAACAUUCCUGAACUUGUAAAAGUUCAUCGGAACCUAAUGCAAGAGAUUCAUGAUUCCAUUGUAAAUAAAAGUGACCAGAACUUGUAUCAAAUUUUCAUUAACUACAAGGAAAGGUUGGUUAUUUAUGGGCAGUACUGCAGUGGAGUGGAGUCAGCCAUCUCUAGUUUAGACUACAUUUCCAAGACAAAAGAAGAUGUCAAACUGAAGUUAGAGGAAUGUUCCAAACGAGCCAAUAACGGGAAAUUUACUCUUCGCGAUUUGCUUGUCGUCCCCAUGCAGCGUGUUUUAAAGUAUCACCUUCUCCUCCAGGAACUGGUCAAACACACCACCGAUUCUAUAGAGAAGGCAAAUCUGAAACUGGCUCUCGAUGCCAUGAAGGACUUGGCACAAUAUGUGAAUGAAGUGAAGAGAGAUAAUGAGACCCUUCGUGAAAUUAAACAGUUUCAGCUAUCGAUAGAAAAUUUGAACCAACCAGUUUUGCUUUAUGGACGACCUCAGGGAGAUGGUGAAAUUCGAAUAACUACUUUAGACAAGCAUACAAAACAAGAAAGGCAUAUCUUCUUAUUUGAUUUGGCCGUGAUCGUAUGUAAAAGGAAAGGUGAUAACUAUGAAAUGAAGGAAAUAAUAGAUCUUCAGCAGUACAAAAUAGCCAACAACCCUACAACUGAUAAAGAAAAUAAAAAGUGGUCUUAUGGCUUCUACCUCAUCCAUACCCAAGGACAAAAUGGGUUAGAAUUUUAUUGCAAAACGAAAGAUUUAAAGAAAAAAUGGCUGGAACAGUUUGAAAUGGCUUUAUCUAACAUAAGGCCUGACUACGCAGACUCCAAUUUUCAUGAGUUCAAGAUGCACACCUUCAACCGGGUUACGUCCUGCAACGUCUGCCAGAUGCUCCUGAGAGGAACGUUUUAUCAAGGCUAUUUAUGUUUCAAGUGUGGCGCGAGAGCACACAAAGAAUGUUUGGGAAGAGUAGACAAUUGUGGCAGAGCUAAUUCUGCUGAACAAGGGACGCUCAAACCACCGGAGAAACGGACCAAUGGACUCCGAAGAACCUCCAGACAGGCCGAUCCAGGCUUACCAAAGAUGCAGGUCAUUAGGAACUACACCGGGACGCCACCCCCCGCUCUUCAUGAAGGACCCCCAUUACACAUCCAGGCAGGGGACACAGUCGAACUUCUGAGAGGAGAUGCACACAGUCUGUUUUGGCAGAAUGCCCCUAGAUUGAACAUUAUCUUCAAUUACUUCAGUUGCUAUAACCAAAGACUUUUCCAAAGCUCCACCAUUCUUCAGUAUCCUAUUUCUCUCCUACCUCAUCCUUCCUCAAAAAGCAAAAGAAUGACAGAUGUAAAUUGUACUGACUCUGCAGUCUGCUCUUGUAUCUCCAACCCGUACCUGCAUUUGUACCCCUAA
Hipposideros armiger (great roundleaf bat) is the source of this 2227-nucleotide messenger RNA. Its product is annotated as guanine nucleotide exchange factor VAV3. Gene Ontology annotation, molecular function: protein binding; guanyl-nucleotide exchange factor activity. The coding region runs from base 113 to 2227 and encodes 704 amino acids. Gene Ontology annotation, cellular component: cytoplasm; plasma membrane. The transcript has 21 exons. Gene Ontology annotation, biological process: intracellular signal transduction; cell migration; regulation of GTPase activity. NCBI's taxonomy places the organism in Eukaryota, Metazoa, Chordata, Mammalia, Chiroptera, Hipposideridae. The record is from RefSeq and is a predicted model, not a curated record.